AUCAUGAGUUGUGGAAGUGUAGUAUUGAAUUGUACGUUUUAAGUAUCUAAGAAUCGAUGGUCUCAUUCGUGUCUGUGUGGAUUUGUGACCUUUGAUCAGCUCACUCGUGGCUGCUGAAGUAUUUCCCCUGUUCACACACUGAGUAAGCUUCAGGCCGAGACGUCAGCUGAGCGACUGCAGACUGAGUGUAAUGUAACGGACAUUCCUCUGCACCGCUGAAAACGCUGUCGGCUUCCAGCUUGUGAGGUCACGAGGAGCGGGAGGGUCACGUGACUCAUUCCUCAGUUUCAUCCCCUGCUGAGCAGCCUGACAUGAGGCCACUGUGGUGCAGCGGUCUCACUCUGCUCUGCUGGACUGGUCACCAGUUUGUCUGCACUGGAGCUGAGGGAGGAUGAAGCUGAUCAGUGAGCAGAGAGAUGAGGAUCCAGACUUCCAGCUCCUUAUGGCUGUAUAUGAUGAGAACAUCUUGAAGAAUCCUUUCUACUUGGCGCUGGAGAAGCAGAGACCGGAUCUCUGCAGCCGAGUGGCCGAGCUCCACGGCAUCGUUCUGGUGCCUUGUUGUGGAAGUUUGACCGUCAGCAGCUACUCGGACUCGCAGUUCGACAGCUAUGUUCUGCAGCCUGUGGAGGACGGAUACCAGACUGCGGAUGGAAAGGAGGUCAGGAUCCAGGACAGGCAGGUCCUGCUGGGAUCCGGCUUCCCGUCUCCGGCGUCGGUCCCCAUCCUGUUUGACGAAACCUUUUACAACGACCAGGAGCAGAGCUACAGCAUCCUGUGCAUCUCCAGGCCCGUGGAGGUGGACCCGAGCCCGGCCGAGCUCAGCCCGCCGCCCCCCUACUGCCUGAAGAGCGUGGACGACGUCAGGGAGUUUCUCGGCCGCCACGCUCAGAAACUGGACAAGUUCAUCCAGGGCUUCUGUCAGGGCUUCAGAGAGCAGGAGAGAAAGGGACUCCGACACCACAUAGACUCUGUGAACGGUCUUUACACUAAAUGUCUUCAGUGUCUGCUGAGAGACUCUCGUCUGAAACUUCUGGCGAAGCAGGAGCUUCAGAUGACUCUCCUCAAACAGGCAGUAGAGAUGUAUGUUCAUCAUGGUAUCCAUGAAUUAAUUUUUAACUUUGUGGGAACACUUGAAGCAAGUCAGGACGCCGCCUUCAACAAAACCAGCCGGAGUCUGCAGGAUCUGCAGCAGAAAGACUUGGGAGUCAAACCUGAGUUCAGUAUAAACUUGUCUCGGGCGAAGAGAGAGUUGAGUCAGCUCAACCAGCAGACCUCCCCCCUCCUCAAACUGCUCUGCCUGCGCAGAGUCGUCCUGACGGCCACCCAGACGCCCCGACGCACCGUCAGUAUCGAGGCGGUGUGUGCCGACGACCUGCUGUCCGUCAUCCUCUAUCUGCUGGUGAAGACGGAAAUCCCCAACUGGAUGGCAAACCUGAGCUACAUCAGGAACUUCUGCUUCAGCCACUCCAGUAAAGAUGAACUCAGCUACUGUCUGAGCACCUUCGAGGCGGCGGUGGAGUACAUCAACCUGGGGAGGCUGCAGGACACACACACUGGCUCAGGUGAGCUCAACGACAAGGCGUUGUUCAAAGAGAGGAUGAGCCUGCUGUCUCAGAGCGCUGCCACGCCCAUCCACUGUCUGUUUGAGCACAUAGCGAAUGGUAAUGAGGUGGAGGUGGAACGUCUGCUGAGUGAAGGAGAGAAAGACGAGGACGUCAGGAUGUGUCAUCCCCUCUGCUCCUGUGACGUCUGUGACCUCCAGCUGUCCGGGCGGUUGAACGACCCGUCCAUCGUCACACCGUUCUCCAGAGACGACCGAGGUUACACUCCGCUGCACGCUGCUGCCAUCUGUGGUCAGGCCCAGCUGAUCGACCUGCUGGUGUGUAAAGGAGCGCCGGUCAACGCUACAGACUACCACGCCCUCACCCCGCUUCACCUGGCCUGCCAGCGGGGAUACCAGGGAGUCACGCUGCUGCUGCUGCACUACAAGGCCAACACAGACGCUCAGGACAACAACGGCAACACGCCGCUGCACCUCGCCUGCAUGUACGGACACGAGGACUGUGUGAAGGCGUUGGUCUACUACGAUGUCCAAACGUGCCGUCUGGACCUGCAGAACGAUAAAGGCGACACGGCGCUGCACAUGGCGGCCCGCUGGGGCUACGAGGGAAUCAUCCAGGUGCUGCUGGAGAACGGAGCGAGCACCGACAUCCUCAACAAGAACAAAGACUCGCCGCUGCAGUGUGCGCUCAACUCCAAGAUCCUCAUGUUGUUGCAGUCGACUCAGAGCGGCCGUCAGCGCAGCGGCAGUGGAGUCGACUCUCCCAGUCGCUCCCCUCAUGCCUCUGACUGCAGCAGCCGUCGCUCCUCCAUCUCCAGCACUUCCUCUCUGGGCUCCGAGGCAAAACCAGAGGGAGAACGGGUCCGACACAGAGAGGUGGAGAAGCUGCUGCGUGCUGUAGCAGACGGUGACGUGGAGAUGGUGCGUUACCUGUUGGAGUGGAUGGAUGAAGAUGAGGAUGAUGAAGAAGACUUUCGGCCUGAUGCUCUGCUCUGCCACCCGCUGUGUCAGUGUCCAAACUGUGCUCCCACUCAGAAGCUGUCUGUUCUGCAGGCCGGCACUCUCGGCGUUAGCAGCUGUAACGUCGACGGUUACACGCCGCUCCACGUCGCCGCCCUGCACGGCCACUCGGCGCUGGCCGCCCUGCUGAUUCGCCACGGAGCCAACGUCAACGCCCGCACCAACCAGAGCGCCACACCGCUGCACCUGGCCACCCAGAACAGCCACAUCCAGGUUGUGAGGUUUCUGCUCGAGUGCAACGCCAAACUGAACAAGAAGGAUCACUAUGGCAACACUCCUCUGAUACACGCCUGUCUCUGUGGAAACGUAGAGACCGCCACCACCUUGUUACAGAGUAACGCGUUGGUGAACAUCGCAAACCUUCAGGGCAACACCGCCCUCCAUGAGGCGGUGCGGGGCGGACACCAGCCGCUGGUGGAGCUGCUGCUGAGGGGCGGAGCCUCGCCCGGCCUCAGGAACAAGAGGCAGAGGACGCCGCUGGACUGCGCCUACGAACUGGGCGGCAAGAACACGGAGAUCCUGAGAGCUCUGCAGAAAGCAUCCGGACUUUCCCCCGACGCCGAACCAAUCAAACUCCUGUCGGUGCCCAAAGGAGCUCUGGCUCACUCGUUCGUCCAGCGUCUGAGGCUGCAGGACCAAUCCAACGGCAGGCGACAGAAGCUGGCUCAGUCCAUCAGCAGGAUUCAGCAGAUGAAGAAAGGCUCUUCUGCUCCUCCGUCCAGGUGUUCAGCCGUGAACCAGGUGAAUCCUGACAGGAGGAGGUUGAGGCGAGGGGAGACGGUGGAGGUCAGCAGCCCCUCGGCGAGCCUCGACGCCGGGCCCCGGCUGAGAGAGCGGCCCCUGGGUCGCUGUCACACACUGGACUCAGGAGAACCGACGCCGGAGCAGCCUGAGCCGGCGCUCACGCUGCAACAGAGCGAUCGGACGGACGUCACGCACAAAACAAGUGAGAGCACUCUGUCAGCAGACGACACACAGCCGGACACCAGUGAAACACACUCCACUGACGACUGCAGCAGCGGCACUGAGACUCCGCCUUCCUCGCCCUCUAACGCACCAACACACCCGGACGAUCUGUCUGAACAGCCUCCUGCACACACGUCAACCGAUAACUCACACAGUCUCCAGCCUCUGAACGGACAGUUAGAGUCGUCCGAUGACCUGACUCACAGCGAGGCUCUGCGGCCAGAGAGCGAGCACGGAGACGCUUCUCCCACCGACCUCGCUGCCCUCCACCCGGCAGCCUCGACUGAUGGAGCUGAUCAGAGAGACACCAACCAAACACCAGAACGGAGCGAAGAGUCGAACUGUGGAGGGUGUGACUGACUUUGACAUGUUGUGAGAAGUUGUGUGAAGCGAUCAGAGGAGCAGUGAACUAAAACAUCACACAACUCCACAAAACUACAUUUCUGCCAAAAGGAAAAAAAAAAGAAAGCACACAGUUUGUGAUCAGACGCGAUUCUGCUGAAGCUGAAGACUCGUACUGUAGCUGACUUCUACCAACGGCUUACCAAACUUCUGUAAACUGUUUGACUUCUGCAGAAACAAUGCAGACACGGGAAACUACAACUUACACAGCUUACAAUACAAUAUAUUUUCUCACUUACUUCUUGUUUCAUCUAAACAUGCAGAUAGAUUUGCUUUAAACUAAAUGAUUGACAGGGUUGAUGAUAAAUUGUGAUCAGACGGAGCAGGUCCGACUGAUUUCUGCUGCGUUUACACCACAAACAGCAGCAGGAACGGGAGCUUUUCCUCCUCACACUGCGAGAACAAACAGCGUGUCGAUGAAUUCACCUCCGCUCUGACGUGUGUUCAGAGGCAUUUCUUCCUCACAAGUCUAAUGACGUAGAUUUGUUUCAGUGUGUUUCUGUCUUUGACCUCUACACAGCCGACGCCUCAGUCUGGCUCCAAAGCGAGAUCCGACCCGUCCUUCUCUUUUAAGUUACUUGGUUUCCAGCUGAGAUGAAGCACAUGAUUGGCUUUGGUGUUUUGUGUCAUGUCUAAUCCGUCCUGCACACAUUAUCUCAACACCUUCAGCAAAUAAGUGAGAAAAUUUGUUUGUAAUUUAGGUGUACUGGCCCUUUAAAGUCACAAAGAAUUACUAAAAGGAAGUUUUUCUGUGUCAGACAUCUUUUUAAAGGUUUGUUAUCUGAUUUCUGAAUGUUUUGACUGAUCCAUAACUUCCCUCCUGGUCACCGUCUCUUACAUCGCUUCACUUUGGAUCCCGUCACUGUAACUCAGCUCGUUAACUCAGCUGUGGAUCAGCUGAUGGAGAGAAAAUCACCUCAGAUCAAAACUGCUUCGGCUUUUUACCAGCUGACGUUUCACACUUUUGUUGAUUUAAAGGGAAAAGAGUAGAAAAGGAGGAAUCGUGACGUGAAAGAUAAUUUCCUACAUCAUGUUUCAUCCUGUUACAAUUCGAAUUCUACCGAAAUGUGAUGUCACGGUGACUUCAUCAGGUCGGACGUCGUCGGUAACGACUCUGACGGGUCUCCUGCGUCUCCUCCUCCUCUCACCUGAGUGUGAAGCACUUUCUUCUUCUUCUUCUCGCCUCCACAUAAAGGAAAAGGGAUGCAAACUGAUGUUACUUCACUUUGAUACUGAAUGAAUUUAGUUGCUUUAGUUUUAUUCGAAGCCACUCGACUGUAGCUCUGAUCGGAGCACCACACUUCAUUUGAAGAACAUGUUUUCUGUUUUGUUUUACUUGAAUUCUAGGCGUUGAUUUACAGCUCGGUUGAUUCGUUCUUUCUUCCUGUGUUAGUAUCGUCCUGCUCCUCUCACGCUUCUAUUAGGAUACAGUUAUUUUAUUAACGACCCUCGUUAGGGUGUCGCGUGUUCAGAGAGUUUCAGUGUCUCCUGAAUGUGUUUUGAAUGUGUUUUCUCCACAGACGUAGAGCAGGUUAAAGGAUCACACCGCUGAUUGAAAUGUUUUUGCCCAUUAAUUAAAAAUCUUAAUUUUUACAUCACUGCCAGCUUCAACCACUGAUCUCAGUUCAAUUCUGAAGAAAUGAACAUGCAGAGACUCCUGCAGAUCGAUGAUCAAUCACAGUUUAACAUCUGGUCUGAUGGGAGCAGAUUUCAAUCAUGUAUUAAUUGAUUUAACACGAAAGGUGCUUUACUGGAAUCUCCCGAACAAAGAACAAUAGCACAAACACUGAAAUAUACAUUAUGAUGAUAACAAAUAAUGAUUGGAAGGAUAUAAAAACUGUUUUUAAGAACAAUCUGACAGUGAAAAUGUCUGUCGACUUCACAAACAAUUUUUUUCAAUUUUUGUGUUUUGCAAAUUUGUGUCAUGUCUGCAGCCGGCUGUCACUCCUUUGUCCCAGCAUCCUUGAACGCACCAACAGGAAAAAAAAAAAACUACAAAGUCUGAAGUUCUGCAGACGAGAAGAAAAAACAACAGCAGAUAAAAUAACAAAGAAAAGUAAAACAACAUAGAACAUUGUGCGACAGAACAAGGUUUAAUUUAAGUAAAAUAAUAAAACCCAGAACUUUUAAGGAUUCAUCACUGGCUUUGUAUUAAAGAGUUUGUAGCCUGAAUGAUUUCAGCAGGUAUCCACUGAUCUUAGACAACAACCAGGCACAGACUUGUACGUUCCGUAUCCUUUAAAGACCAUUUAAAGCUUUAAAAGUGACGAGGAACAUUUUAAAUCCAAAAGGAAAUAAAACAGGCAGCCAGUGUAAGUCGGCCUGGUCAGGAGAAAUGUGCUCGAGUCAUUUAUAUUUGUCAGGAGUUUUAAAAAGUGACCGAAGAGGAAAAUGGUGGCAGAGAUGGUUAGAAAUCAAGACGAUCAUAAACCUGCAAACUCUUUCACUAAAACUGACGCUCGAUACAAACUGUGUGUUUUGUAGUUGUGACAUUUUAACUAUUUUCUGACGUUUUACAAACCAUUCAACAAUUAAAGAGGAAAAUCUGCAGUUUAAUUAAAAGUGAAAAUGCAUCUCGAGUUAGAAACCAAGUAAAAAGUCUCAAAGUUAUACUUCAGUAAAAAGUAGAUAUAAAGUGUUAAAAUGUGACUUAUUAAAAGUGAAAAUCCCCCGUACAACUAGUCCUCCAGUAAAAGUCUUAAAUUAUCUGAUAUUAAAUAAAGUAAAAGUAAACUAUACAUAGUUUUAGAUUUCAUAGUUGGUUGACUGAUUAUCAGAUCUGAUAUUCAGUCUCUCUCUGAUUAUCAUCGUUCAUCUUGAAGUCUGAUUUACGAUUGAAUUAAAUUAGUUUAAAAUGUGUUACUUAUGCUUGAUGCAGGAUGUAAUCUGCAAAGUAACUAGUAAUUAAAGUUAUCAAGUAAAUGUAUUGAGAGGAGUGUUCGCCUUCAAAAUGUAGUGAAGUGUAAAGCAGCAGAUGAUGUAUCACAGGAUAUAUUCAAGUACAUCAAAAUUGUACUUAGUCCAGUAUUUGAGUAAAUGUACUUGGUUACAUUCCAUCAUUGGUUUUAUAUAAUAGUUUACUGCAUUUUAACAUUAUCAGUAUAAUUAUUUCAUCCUCAUGUUGAUAUUUAUAUUGAAUUGAACGUAUUGAUCUCAGUAUUGAUGGUUCAGCUCUCUGCGAGUUGAAUUUUAAAGCACACUGACGUGAAUCGAUCGAUCGGCUGCCUGCAGGAUCAAUGUGAGAACAGAUUUAGCGGCAGUGAUGUAAAAACCAGCGUGAUCCUUUAACGUUAGAGGAUAUUUAAUCGUAUUUAACACAGCUGCCGUACUGUUCGACUGUCCCCAGUGUUCCUGUUCACACCUGUCACAUUCACACAGCUCACUUCCUGUUUGUGUUGGACUGCAGACCGUUUCAGGUCAAACUAAACCUUCAUGACCUCGUUGAUCCUUCCAUGUGUUUCCUCCCCGUCACACAAACUCGUCAGCAAAGCGCCGUCUUUGUGUCCCACACUGUCUGUUUACUUUUUAAGGAACAGUUCACCCAAAAAAAAUUUAACUUCACUCAUCCUCUCCUCCCUCCAUGCUGAUAUGAAGUCAGGUGACGUCUCCACAUAGUCCACAGAACAUUUUUUGGAGCUUCACAUUAAAACAGAGUUGCAGCGUUCUGCUAAACACCUGAAGUAGCUGAAGUCGAUUUUGGCUUAAUCCAAGUCUCUGGAAUCCCCCGAAUCCAGAAAUGAUUUGAAACGAUGUUAUUUACACACUUUAAAGCUCAAGUCUUCACUGUGGCUGCUCGAUUUAUGUGCACCACAUCUGAAGUGGGUGCACAAGCUCGACUGCACGUGGAGGGUGUGAAUGAUGGAGACUCAGAUUACGCUGGACGAGCUGAUGGAACCAUUUCGUAGUUGUUGGAACUUCACCUGACUUUCCAUCAGCGUCAUCACUCAUAAUGACUGAAUUCUCACUUUUGGCUUGAACUGUUCCUUUUAAGCCUGAAGGAUGUAGAACCCAAUCAGAAGUCUUGGUUAUUUUUGUAGCACUGUUUUUAAUUUCAGGUUUGGAUGUUUGAACAUGAUGUGAAUGUGCCUUAAUUUAAUUCACACCCAAAUAACCGAUAAUAAAUCUGUCAAUGAUUCAAAUUGUUUUAA
Acanthopagrus latus (yellowfin seabream) is the source of this 8097-nucleotide messenger RNA. RefSeq names its product ankyrin repeat domain 27 (VPS9 domain) (gene ankrd27). The record is from RefSeq and is a predicted model, not a curated record. Bases 392 to 3907 code for a protein of 1171 amino acids. The transcript is spliced from 28 exons. Gene Ontology annotation, molecular function: SNARE binding; guanyl-nucleotide exchange factor activity. Gene Ontology annotation, cellular component: neuron projection; early endosome; transport vesicle. NCBI's taxonomy places the organism in Eukaryota, Metazoa, Chordata, Actinopteri, Spariformes, Sparidae. Gene Ontology annotation, biological process: neuron projection morphogenesis; early endosome to late endosome transport.